Molecule: messenger RNA, 1370 nt
Organism: Hibiscus syriacus
Lineage: Eukaryota; Viridiplantae; Streptophyta; Magnoliopsida; Malvales; Malvaceae
Product: casein kinase II subunit alpha-2-like
Exons: 10
Coding region: 253-1236 (327 amino acids)
Biological process (GO): protein phosphorylation
Cellular component (GO): cytosol; nucleus; protein kinase CK2 complex
Molecular function (GO): protein serine/threonine kinase activity; ATP binding
Source: RefSeq, a predicted model, not a curated record
UGCCAAACCCGCCUCUCUCGUAUGCAUGGACGUCCGCCGCACCACCAGCUGUCCACUUUAACACCGCCUCUUGCUAGUCUGCGACACCGUCGCUUACCUCCUAUCCGUCGGCGGUGACCGUUUCGAUAACUGUAAGAUCGACGAGAUCUCCCGUUCCAACGGCUGUGAAAUCAUGUCCAAAGCUCGAGUCUAUGCUGACGUCAACGUCCUUCGUCCUAAGGAGUACUGGGAUUACGAGUCUCUUACUGUUCAAUGGGGUCUAAAGAUCAAGAUGAUUACGAGGUUGUUCGGAAAGUUGGAAGGGGAAAAUACAGUGAGGUUUUUGAAGGCAUAAAUGUCAAUAACAAUGAACGCUGUAUAAUCAAGAUCCUCAAGCCUGUUAAGAAAAAGAAGAUUAAGAGAGAGAUAAAAAUCCUUCAGAAUCUAUGUGGUGGGCCGAAUAUUGUUAAGCUUCUUGAUAUUGUAAGGGAUCAUCACUCCAAAACGCCUAGCUUGAUAUUCGAGCAUGUCAACAGUACGGAUUUCAAAGUUCUCUUUCCUACUUUGAUGGACUACGAUAUUCGCUACUACAUAUAUGAGCUCGUCAAGGCGUUAGAUUACUGUCAUUCACAAGGAAUAAUGCACAGAGAUGUCAAGCCUCACAAUGUCAUGAUAGAUCAUGAGCUGCGCAAACUUCGCUUGAUAGAUUGGGGACUUGCUGAAUUUUACCAUCCUGGCAAAGAGUAUAAUGUCCGUGUGGCUUCUAGGUACUUUAAAGGUCCCGAGCUUCUUGUUGAUUUACAGGACUAUGACUAUUCACUGGACAUGUGGAGCCUCGGUUGUAUGUUGUUUGCUGGAAUGAUAUUCCGGAAGGAACCAUUCUUCUAUGGCCAUGACAACCAUGACCAAUUAGUUAAAAUUGCGAAGGUGCUCGGAACGGAUGAGUUAAAUGCUUAUCUCAACAAAUACCAUUUGGAGCUCGAUCCUCAACUUGAUGCCCUUGUUGGAAGGCACAGCCGCAAACCCUGGUCCAAAUUCAUUAACGCAGAUAAUCAGCAUCUCGUUUCCCCGGAGGCAAUUGAUUUUCUUGAUAAGUUGCUUCGGUAUGACCAUCAGGACAGGCUAACUGCUAGAGAACUAUGGCCCAUCCUUACUUUGCACAAGUCAGGGCAGCAGAGAGCAGCAGGAUGCGGACUCAGUAGCUCAUUCCCCGGGAGGAUUUCAUUUGUAAAUCAGAACCGUACUCAUUUGGGGUAAGACAUGAGUUUGCUGUUUAUUGUUUAUUAUAUAUCGUGGCUUCCAUUCCCUGUGUUAAGGCAGUUUGAAAGGCUGUGGACUUCUCAUUUACUUUCAUUCGCCUCAGUAACUUUGUCCGAGAGUUUAAUACAUUU